This is a messenger RNA of Brassica oleracea var. oleracea, 315 nucleotides long. Its product is annotated as bacteriocin microcin B17-like. The transcript has a single exon. Bases 1 to 315 code for a protein of 104 amino acids. NCBI's taxonomy places the organism in Eukaryota, Viridiplantae, Streptophyta, Magnoliopsida, Brassicales, Brassicaceae. The record is from RefSeq and is a predicted model, not a curated record.
AUGGCGGUUACGAUGGAGACCGUGGUGGAGGAAGCGGUGAAUACCGCAAUGGAGGCAGUGGUGGUUAUGGAGGUGAUGGUGGAAGACGUGAGUGUGGAUACAAUGGUGGUGGUUGGUGGAGGUGGCUACUCGAGUGGAGGAGAUGGUGGUGGAUACAGUGGUGGUGGAUACAGUGGAGGAAGCGGUGGAUACUGCAGUGGAAGCAGUGGUGGUUAUGGAGGCGAUGGUGGAAGAUGUGAGUGUGGAUACAAUGGUGGUGGUUGGUGGAGGUGGCUACUCGAGUGGAGGAGAUGGUGGUGGAUACGGUGGAGGUAG